This is a messenger RNA of Portunus trituberculatus (swimming crab), 4222 nucleotides long. RefSeq names its product dystrophin-like. Gene Ontology annotation, biological process: synaptic signaling. Gene Ontology annotation, cellular component: plasma membrane. The coding region runs from base 1 to 3288 and encodes 1095 amino acids. Gene Ontology annotation, molecular function: protein binding; zinc ion binding. The transcript has 16 exons. The record is from RefSeq and is a predicted model, not a curated record. Lineage: Eukaryota; Metazoa; Arthropoda; Malacostraca; Decapoda; Portunidae.
AUGGCGACGGCUGCCACAGGAAUCGAGCGACAGCGAGCAGGAGGCGCCGCGGCGGCAGGGGGCAGCGGAGGGCGCGGCGCCUCCCCGCGCCAGGGGCCCUCCGCCUCUCCCUCCAGCGGCGAGGACUACUGCCGCAGUGACGAGGCACACGAGCCGCCCGGCGUGAGCGCGCCACGGCGCGGCCUGGGACGCAUCAUGGAGGGGCGCGGCGCCCCGGACAGCGGAGAGGAGGGAGGUUGGGGGUCAGGGUCUGGGUCUGGGUCAGGGUCCGGGUCAGGGUGCGGGUCGGGGUGGGGCGGGGAGGGGGGUGAGGGGGGCGAGGUGUCCGUGGACGGCAGCCAGGUGGACGUGUCCCGCAGCUGGCGGUUCGGCCUGGCUCGCGAGGCGCCGCCCUCACCCCAGGGGCGCCGCCACGCCCACACUGAGAAGUCCAACUCACUGCCCGGCGCCCACUCUCGCGCCCGCCGCCACGGCCCCGCCCACGCCCUGGCCCUCCCUGGCCAGUACAGCUCCCUGCCCCGCCUGCCGCCCCGUCCCCCGAGAGCCGCCAGAACCAGGCCCACCCUCACCCCCAGCCCUCCCAACGUGCCGCCCUCAGCCUCGCCCCCGCCACAGCGCCCUGCCAUGGGCGUGCUGUGCCUGCAGCAGCAGCAGCGGUGCCCCAUGCCGCCCCGCCACGCCUCAGGGUUGCCGCUGGCGCCCCGCACCGUGGCGCCCCGGAGCCCCAGCAACCCUAAUCCACCAUACGGCUUUCCCGCGGUGGGGGCGCCCCUCACGUGCCCCGGCAGCCCAGGUUCCGUCCCGCGGGGCACGCCGCCCCCCUCGCCCCGCGUCAGCAGCCGUGCCGGCGCCCUCGUCACCAGGAACUUUUCCAUCAGCGACGACGAGUGUGGCGGAGCGGGGCGCUGGGGGGCCCGGCGCCUCGUGGCCAUCACUCGCCACGACAGUGCGCCCCGCCCUGCCCCCGCUGCCCCCACCGGCGCCGCCGGCCCCGCCGCCCCCACCGCUGCGGCCCGGCCCGUGGACCCCUACUGGCUCACCUGGAAACUUGGGGUGCUACAGAAGACGGUGGAAGAUGUGAGCGGGAGAGUGGAGGAGGCGGAGCGGGCGGUGGAGAGCUGGGGAGGCGUUCCAUCUGACCCGAAUUUGGCUGACCAGCAUUCCCACAACGUUAAGAAGUUCCGCGAGGGAUUGGUGGAGCUGCAGAGGGGCGUGGAUGACGUGAACGAUCAGGCCGCCCGCUUCUCCGCCCACAGUGUCCCGCUCACGCCCGCAAACUCCGCUAAACUCCACGAUCUUAAUACAAGGUGGAAGAAUUUAGAGACAGCGGUGAAUGACAGGUGGAGGCAGGUGGCGGGGCGGUCCAGGGAGGUCACCCCGCUCACCCCUGCCCAGCUGGCCUCCUCUGUGGGCCCCCCGUGGGAGAGAGCCACCACCAGCAAUGAUGUGCCUUAUUUUAUCAAGUACGUCGACGGGGGGGGAGGGGGUGAGAGAGAGGCACAGGUUGACAAGGCUAAAAUGCAAACGGCGACCGACAUAUUUGACGAACAUGGCUUGAGGGGGCAGAACGAUCGGCUUAUUGACAUUGGCGACAUGGUGGUGGUGCUGUCAGCCCUCUAUGGCACCAUCGCAGCCGACCACCCGGAUGUCGACACCACCCUUGCUAUGGAUCUCUGCCUCAACUGGCUUCUAAAUGUUUACGACAGCCAGCGUACGGGGCAGAUGAGGGUGCUUUCCUUCAAGAUCGGGCUCGUGUGUCUAUGCACGGGGCACCUGGAGGAGAAAUACCGAUACAUGUUCCGCCUGAUUGCCGACCCGAACCGCCUAGUGGACCAGAGGAAGCUGGGACUGCUCCUCCAUGACUGUGUACAAGUGCCAAGACAGCUGGGGGAGGUGGCUGCCUUUGGGGGUUCCAACAUUGAGCCAUCUGUUAGAAGCUGUUUCACCAAGGCUGGCAAAGACAGGGAGACUAUUGAGGCUGUUCACUUCCUGGCCUGGGUGCAGCAGGAACCACAGUCCCUGGUGUGGCUCGCUGUGCUGCACCGUGUUGCUGCGUCGGAGAACAUACAGCACCAGGUGAAGUGCAACAUCUGCAAGGCGUACCCUAUCUUGGGGCUGAGAUACAGGUGUUUAAAGUGUCUGAGCUUUGAUAUGUGUCAGGACUGUUUCUUCGACGGACGGAGUGGAAAAAAUCACAAGAUUACUCACCCCAUGCAUGAAUACUGUACUGCGACCACAGCCGGGGAGGACGUGAAGGACUUCACCAAGGCGUUGAAGAACAAAUUUAAGUCAAAACGUUCUCUUCAGAAGCACACCAAGAAAGGAUAUCUCCCUGUGCAGACUGUGCUGGAGGGCGACCCAUUGGAGUCCCCGUCUCCUUCGCCACAGCACAAUGUCACCAGCCAAGACAUGCACUCAAGACUAGAAAUGUAUGCGUCCCGGCUGGCGGAGGUGGAGCUGAGGACGACACACUCUCACGCCAACUCCACUCCUGACAGUGAGGACGAACACGGAUUAAUAGCUCAGUACUGCCAAUCUCUGAGCUCCUCGGACGCCCCCCUCCCAGUGCCCCGCUCCCCCCUGCAGAUCAUGGCCGCUGUGGAUGCUGACCAGAAGGACGAACUGGAGCAGAUGAUCAGGGCCCUGGAGGACGAGAACACAGUGUUACAAGCAGAAUACAACCGCUUAAAGUCACAGCAGCCAGUGGGGUCACCUGAGGACAGCCUGGGACCUCAGCGUUCAGAGGCAGAGAUGCUGGCGGAGGCUAAACUGUUGAGGCAGCACAAGGGAAGGCUGGAGGCACGGAUGGGCAUUCUGGAGGAGCACAAUAGGCAGCUGGAGGCACAGUUGCAGCGCCUCAGACAGCUGCUGGGAGAGACCGGCCUUGGCUCCCCCAGCAAAUCAAACACUCUGCAAACCAAGUCAGUCACAGCAAGCCAGCUAGCCAUGGACUCCCCCGCCAAGAUCAAUGGACACUCCGCUCAAGGUGGUGGUGGUGGUGUUGGAGGAGGUGGUGGUGGUGGUGGUGGAGGUGGACUAGGUGGAAUGGGGAGUGGAAGCCCCUACGAUGGACUGGACCAGCUGAGUGAGUACGUGAGGCCCCCCCCGCCCCCCCUCGGCAGUGUGGCAAAUGUGGGCAACCUCUUUUCCCGCGCAGGCGAUCUGGGGAAGGCAGUUGGCAACCUAGUCGCCACAAUGAACCAAGAGCGGGAGAGAGACUCGCAUGAAGAGGAGGAGGAGGAGGAGGAGGAGGAGCCACCCAAGGAAGAGGAGAGGAAGAUCAUGUGAAGCUGAUGAUGAUGAUGAUGGUGGUGGUGGUGGUGGUGGUGGUGUAGUGUGUGUAUAUAUAUAUUGAUUAUUAUUAUUAUUAUUAUUAAUUUAAGUUUAACACAGAGAGAGAGAGAGAGAGAAUAACAAAAAAGGUCACACGAGGUCAAGAUAAGGUCAAACUUCCCCCAGCCUUCUUAAAAUGACCUUGCCCGCCUCUUAGGGUAAGCCAGGCUGGGGUUAAGUUGUCAAGGUCACCCCAGGUCAAGAUAGGUUCAAAUUGUCAAGGUCAGCCCAGAUCAAGAUGGGCUCAAAAUAUCUUAGGUCAGGUCAAGUGUUAAGCUAGUCAAGAUAGGGUCAAAUUUGAAGGUCAGCCCAGGUCAAGAUGGGGUCAAAUUAUCUUAGGUCAGGUCAAAGUGGGGUCAAAUUAUCUUAGGUCAGGUCAAGUGUUAAGCUAGUCAAGAUAGGGUCAAAUUUGAAGGUCAGCCCAGGUCAAGAUGGGGUCAAAUUAUCUUAGGUCAGGUCAAAGUGGGGUCAACUAAGGUCAGGCUGGGAUCAAGCUUUAUCUCAGCCUAGGUCAAGAUGGGGUCAAGGCUUACCUUAGAUAGAACUUAAAUAAUACACACACACAGACAGACAGACAGGUGCUCUCUCUCUCUCUCUCUCUCUCUCUCUCUCUCUCUCUCUCUCUCUCUCUCCAGUAAAAACAUAUCACAUUUUUUAUAACUCGAAAUAUCAAGGUCAGAGGGGGGUGGUGUGCCCUUGGGGGCUGGUCAGGUUGGAAUUAUUAUUAUUAUUGUUAUUAUUAUUAUUGAGAAUUUAAAUAGAAAGAUUUUUAUAACAGAAGACAUACAGACAGACAGACACUCUCUCUCUCUCUCUCUCUCUCUCUCUCUCUCUCGUGUGAAUCAAAAUGUAAACAAGUAAAUUUUUGAAAAGCAAAAAAAAAAAAAAA